AUGAGGCUGCCACCGAAUUGGGAGUUGCUGCACACCAGCAGUGGCAGAAGCUACCUCUGGAAUCGGAGUACCAACCAAACCACCUGGCAAUUUCCUCAGGAAAGUGAUGUUGCGCCAGAGACGGACCCUCCAGGCCGUGCGCCCGCGCAGGGGUAUUUGGCGAAGCCAAGCAGCAGAAAAGAGAGGAGGUUUUCAGUGGAUGGCCGUUGCUUCAUGGUGGAGCCUAUGCCUGCAGAUCACAGUUGUGGCUUUCAUGGUAUCGGAGUGGACCGCCGGACGGCAGCAGCACUGCUGCUUGCCAACCUCGAAGAUGUGGAGGUGCAGGAGUUCUUAGCGCGCGAUCUCUUGGCAGCGCUACAGACCAGUAGUCGAAGCGCUUUCCCGCCGAAGCUACGUGAAUCUAAAGAACUCUGGGAGAUGUUGAAAAAGUUCUACCAAGAACAGGAGGCUCUGGAUCAUCAAAGACGCGAGGCUCGGGAGUUCAUGUUGGAUGCUGGAGCCUCUUCUGCGGUGCAGGCCCCCCAUUUGGGCAACCAACAUUUCGCCACAGCUCGCUGUGUGGCAUCUGACAUGACGCCACGUGCCGGCCAUGGACAGCGAGAUUGCCAUUCGCGUGGCGGCAGAUAUUCUGGAGGACCGGUGGGUUCGGUUGGAGAUGAGGUGAUCGUGGAUCACUUUGGCCCUGUGGUAUCGAAGGUGGCACAUGUGCUGCUGCAGCGCGGUCCCCUUCGAGUCAACGAGAUCUUGGUCUUUUUGCAGGGAAGCCAGGGGAACCAGGGCCAAAGCCAGGGCGAGGAGUUUCCCCAGCUGCGCAAUGCCAUGCUGGUGAUGCUUCAGCAUCGCUUGCUACACUGCGAAGCGCCCGAUGAAAGCUACGCGCAGGUGUACCGCGUGGACAUGGAGGAAGUCUUGGCGCGGCUGCGCUUCCCUCAAUACCUGGAGCAUGUUUUGGCGGCCUAUGGGGAGAAGGCCUCGGAGCUGCUUCUGGUGACGCUGAAAUAUGGGCGCGUCAGCAAAGAGCAGCUCUUGAAGGAAGUGGCUGGAAAAGGACCCUUGCGCGACCUUGAGGAGCUUCUCGAGAAACUUGUGAAGGAGCGUAUCCUGCGGCCGGACCACGAUGCGAGGGCAGAAGAGGCCCGAAAGAAGCGACGCAUCUCAGAGGACUCCAAAGAGGAGACAGCUUCGGAGGUCUUGUACAGGUACGAUCGGGUGAAUCUGAAUCUUUGCGUCUACAAGAAUCUUCUUUGUCGAGUGGUGGAGGAACAGGUGGACGAGGCUGCCGCGCAAGUGAUGAUGGCCCUGUUGGGCUCCGUGACACCUGACAGUGGUGAUAGCAUCAUCGAAAGCCCCAUGUCCAUUGAUGCCAUUCUGCGGCGCUAUCAAGGCCUUUUCCCUCAGGGCGGCCGCGACCCCGCGAAGAUUCGCGAGCGGCUUCGGCACAGUCUGGAGGUCCUGGUGCACAAGGAGAAAUUCCUGCGGCAGAUCACCAAGGCCGAGGAUUACACGGAGUGGCUGGUGGACACCGCACGCUGCGCCCACGUCCUACGAUGCCUGGCCUUGUCCCAGCUGAUCCGCGAACGCUUCGGUGCUGUCGGGCUGCGAAUCUUCAAUCUGUUGCAAGAUGGCAAUCCACCGCAGAAACUUGAAGAGAACCACAUCUUCAACAUCUGCAUGAUCCCUCUGCAGGAAGGACGAGAAAUCCUGCAGGCCAUGGUCCGGCACUCAGUCUUGCAGUUGCAGCAAGUGGCCAAAAGCAGCGAUGGGGCGGUGGCCAACUCCGUGUGGUUGUACUACGUGGACCUGCGUCGGGUGCUGGCCAACACAGAGGACUUGGUGCUCAAUGCGAUCCUCAAUCUACGGAUCCGAUUUCGCUCAGAGAAUGCCCGCAUCAUGCCUUUGGAAAGCCGCUCCAACAGCCUCACUGCCAAAGAGCGCCAGUUGCUGCGCGACGGCCGACGCGGAGAGGACCUGCUGGAACGUGCCUUUCUGGUGUUGGAUGCGGUGCUGCUGGUGCCUUUGAUGCCUGAGUUGCUCGAGAGCACGGCGCAAAGUGCCGAAGAUGGCGUGGAAAUGGUGCGCGACCUGGCCAUCACAAGCUUUUACCAGGAGCUGAAAAUGAAGGUGAAGCAAACUUCCACUUCAAAGCUCUUCACUUUGCAGCUUCUGGCACAAUGUAAGGCACAAGAACGCGAGCUGCAAGUGGUGCAGCAGCGGAGCAUGGAGGCUGCGCAGAUGCUACGUGAGCUGUGUAAACAGCACGUGGCCCUGUGUCCCGAUGGAUUUUUCGGGAUGGCAUGGUCAACUUGGUAA
Messenger RNA from Cladocopium goreaui, 2310 nucleotides. Lineage: Eukaryota; Dinophyceae; Suessiales; Symbiodiniaceae. The record is from the annotation of a GenBank genome assembly.